Messenger RNA from Nematostella vectensis (starlet sea anemone), 1451 nucleotides. Its product is annotated as glucose-6-phosphate exchanger SLC37A4. Gene Ontology annotation, cellular component: endoplasmic reticulum membrane. Bases 29 to 1369 code for a protein of 446 amino acids. The record is from RefSeq and is a predicted model, not a curated record. Gene Ontology annotation, biological process: glucose-6-phosphate transport; phosphate ion transmembrane transport. Gene Ontology annotation, molecular function: glucose 6-phosphate:phosphate antiporter activity. Lineage: Eukaryota; Metazoa; Cnidaria; Anthozoa; Actiniaria; Edwardsiidae. The transcript is spliced from 6 exons.
ACCGGAAGCAGUUGAAGAUCGACAAAAGAUGGCGGUACAAGAAACAGCUAUAUACAACAAAACAAAAUGGAAAGUAUUUAUUUGCCUUUUAGUUGGCUAUUCCACGUACUAUUUAACCAGAAAAUCAUUUACCUACACUAUGCCUUCGCUUGUUCGUGAACUCGACGUACAGAAAAGCGAUCUUGGAGUCAUAACAAGCAGUUACACAAUUAGCUAUGGUUUGAGCAAGUUCGCCGGUGGAGUUCUUUGUGAUAAAAUCAACGCUAGAACACUGUUUGUCGGUGGCCUUGUGCUCAGCGCUGUACUGAAUAUUGCUUUUGGAUAUAGCUCCAGCUUGUGGAGUUUCACUAUUUUUUGGAGUGUCAAUGGAAUGGCUCAGGGCUUUGGUUGGCCUCCAUGUGCAAAACUCCUCAAAGCAUGGUUCAAGCCUUUUGAGGUUGGAACCCUGUGGAGUCUGUUGACUGCAGGUUGUAACCUUGCAGCCAGUCUUUCUCCCCUGUUCACUACCUACCUGAUCACCAGCCAUGGAUGGAGAUCUGCGUUUACAAUACCAGGGGCUGUAGCCCUUUGCACAUCACUUGUACUUUAUCUAUUUAUUUACAAUGAUCCCUCAGAAAGAGGGUUAGCCCAAGCCAGUGAAGAAGUCAGCAAACAGGGCAGAACAAUCACACCCGCACCAGAAGGGCUUAUAUCCUCUGUGUUAACUAGCCCAUUCCUUUGGAUGAUAAGCCUGGGUAAUUUAGCAACUUCUUUGAUCAAGUUUGCCAUUGCAGACUGGGGACAACUGUUCUUGAUGCAAGACAAGGGGCAGACACAAUAUAGUGCUGGAUUAGCAAUGAGCAUGUUUGAAGUUGGAGGCUUCAUAGGAAGCAUAACCUCUGGGUUCUUUUCUGACUGGCUUGUACUCAAGUACAAUAAUACUUCAUCAUCAAGUCCAAGGAUCCCGCUUGUGUUGGUCUAUUCCAUUGGACUUACUGCAAGUCUUCAUUUACUGAGGACAAUAAAAGCAUCUGAGAUGAUAAUCUAUCUAUUAGUGUUUAGUAUUGGAUGUACAGCCUAUGGCCCCUUCAAUAUGUAUGGAGUUUUAGCCAUAGAAAAUGCCCCUCCAGGGUUAACUUCAACGACUCAUGCCGUGGUUGCUCUGGCAGCAAGUUCUGGAGGGGUGAUGGCUGGCUAUCCCUUAAGCCUUAUUGUCAAAGAAUAUGACUGGAAGACGGCCCUGCUGGUGUUAGAAUGUGCUGCUAUUGGCGCUGUUACACUUCUAGCCUUUGCCAGGAAUACAAGUAGGCACAUGGUACCAGCUAUCACAGAUACCUCUAAGACUAGCAAAAGAGAUGAAGAUGUGUUGUAUAGCCAAAAGAAAAAGUGAUAAAUAGCUGAUCACCAAUUACAAAUGAUUAUAUAUACUGAAGAUGCAAACAAUAAAAAGCAUAUAUUAUGUACAAAGAAAA